This is a messenger RNA of Eimeria necatrix, 942 nucleotides long. RefSeq lists its product as hypothetical. NCBI's taxonomy places the organism in Eukaryota, Apicomplexa, Conoidasida, Eucoccidiorida, Eimeriidae. The record is from RefSeq and is a predicted model, not a curated record. The transcript has a single exon. The coding region runs from base 1 to 942 and encodes 313 amino acids.
AUGGGUCCCGUGGGGGGGGCCCCCCGGGCUGCAGCGCCAGACCAGGGCCUCGCCAUGGGGGGCCCCUCUUUUCCCCAGUUCUGCAGUUCGGGGGCCCCUGGGGCCCCUAUAGCCACUGACAGGGUGUUGGGGGCCCCCGCCCACCCCUCUGAGUUUCUGUGGGACUCUGCAGCAGUGCUGCAGCACUUGGGCUGCUUCUUGACGGCCAAGGAUCUGCUGCAGCUCUGCUGCUGCUGCCGCCAGCUGCAGCAGCAGCAGCAGCCUGGGGGGCUGCUGCACAGCGCCCUUGAAGCAGCACUAGCUGAGCUGCUGCCGGGGCCCACAGGCAGGUUUGAGUUGCUGCUGGAGGCCACAGACGCGAGCCCUAACUUAGGAGGCCCCCCAGGUGAGCAGCAGCAGCUGCUGCUGCUGUUUGCUGCUGCGCCCGUGCCUGCGUCUGGUGCACUGGCAGCAACAGUCCUUGCAUCAGCAGCUGCUGCUGUUAGCUGCAGCAGCUGCUGCUGCUGUUUGCUGCUACGCCCAUUGCUGCGCCUGGUGCAGUGGCAGCAACAGCAGCUGCAGCAGCAGCUGCAGCAGCAGCAACGGCCACAGAAAAGCCAGCUGCUGCUGCUGUUUGCUGCUGCACCCGUUGCUGCUGCUUCUGCUUCUUUCGGUGCUUUUGCUGUUUCUGUUGCUGCUGCUCUUCUUGCUGCACUGCUGCGCUGCUGCUUUAUGGGCUCUUUCCCUUUCUUUGCUCUUGCACCGCAGGUUCUAAUUGCUGCUGCUGCUGCUGCUGCUGCUGCUGCAAUCGCACCGCAGCAAAAGCAGCGGUUCCCAGAACAGCAGGAGCAGCUGCUGCUGCUGCACGCCGAGAACCCCCCGCCGCCGCCACAAGAGCAGCAGCAGCAGCAGCAGCAGCAGCAGACCAGCGAGAAGACACAGGGGACAAAAGGAAGCUGCUAA